Messenger RNA from Bactrocera dorsalis (oriental fruit fly), 2367 nucleotides. RefSeq names its product probable cytochrome P450 6a14. NCBI's taxonomy places the organism in Eukaryota, Metazoa, Arthropoda, Insecta, Diptera, Tephritidae. The record is from RefSeq and is a predicted model, not a curated record. Gene Ontology annotation, molecular function: oxidoreductase activity, acting on paired donors, with incorporation or reduction of molecular oxygen; iron ion binding; heme binding. Bases 185 to 1849 code for a protein of 554 amino acids. The transcript is spliced from 3 exons.
AUUUGUUUACGUUAGAUUAGUUUUUGUUGCCGGCUAAGAAAUAUUUAAUGCGCGCCGUUUCAGCAUUUCUAGUCAGUGCGAUGAGUAUGCAGCGCCAGCUUGAACAUUCAUUUUAUAUCUAAUUUAAUAGUAAAUAAUUUGUGGAUCCAGUACAAAAUACAACAAAGAAACGUAUAUACUCAGCAUGUUUGUCUUUUUGGCGCUCCUCGUCGCAGCAUUCGGACUGAUUGUGAUCGCCCUACACCGCCACUACACCUAUUGGCAGCGUCGUGGGGUGCCGCAGGUGCGUCCUCGUUAUGUGGUGGGCAAUAUAGAGCGCGCUGCCGGUGGUCAAGUGCAGCUGCGACAUUUUAACCAGCGGCUUUAUGAAACGUUUAAGAAGGGACGUCCCUUUGUCGGCAUGUACAUCUUCUUUACACGCGCCGCGCUCAUACUCGAUUUGGAUGUGAUUAAGGACAUAUGUAUAAGCAAGUUUUCGAAUUUCCAAGAUCGUGGCGUUUUCUCGAAUCCGCGCGAUGAUCCCUUGACUGGCCAUCUAUUUCGUUUAGAGGGAGCACAGUGGCGCGCCAUGCGCAAUAAACUCACACCCGUAUUCUCUUCGGGCAAUAUGAAAUUCAUGUUCCCCACCGUGGUGAAGGUGGGUAACGAAUUGGUACGCGCUUGCCAUCAGGCAAUCGGGGACAGCCGUCAACAGUGCGAGCUCGAGUUGAAGGAGCUUUGCGCGCGCUACACCACUGAUGUUAUCGGCACUUGUGCCUUCGGCAUUGAGUGCAAUAGUCUACUUGAUCCACAACCUGAGUUUAGGCGUCGUGGUCAUGCCGUUUUUACCGAACCACGACACUCGCAACUGGUGCAGACAUUCAUGUUGAUGAAUCCCGAUUGGGCACGUCGUUUGCGGCUGAAAUUCUUUCCGGAUCACAUCAUACAGUUCUAUAUAGAUGUGGUGCGUCAGACAGUGGAGCUACGACAGCGUGAGCAUAUCAAACGCAAUGAUUUCAUGGACUUGUUGAUCGGCUUGAAGGCGGAGGAUGAGCGCUUGGCUUUGAACAGCGAUGGUAUUGACCUAUCGCAAGGCUUGACCUUGCACCAAAUGGUGUCGCAGGCAUUUGUCUUCUUUGUAGCGGGCUUCGAUACAUCUUCAACAACCAUGUCGUUAUGCCUCUAUGAACUCGCGUUAAACAUGACCAAACAGGAACAGGUGCGUGCUGAAAUCGUGCGCGUACUAAAAGAGUACAACAACCAACUUACUUACGAAGCGUUGAACGAAAUGCAAUACCUCGACCAAGCAGUAGAUGAAACAUUACGCAAAUACCCUGUCGUACCAUAUCUCGUGCGCAAAGCCAAAGCAGACUACUUGGUGCCCAAUACGAACGAAGUCAUUGAGAAGGGAUGCCUGGUGGUAUUACCCGCGCACGCCAUUCAACAUGAUGAAGAACUUUACCCCGAGCCUGAUAAAUUCAAUCCGAACCGCUUCAAACCAGAACUAUGUCGUGAACGCCACGCUGCCGCUUAUAUGCCUUUCGGUAUAGGUCCACGCGCGUGUAUUGGAUUGCGUUUCGGCAAAAUGCAAGCUAAAAUUGGACUCAUUAAUUUACUAAAACACUUCAAAUUUAGAAGAUCCGCGAACACACAAGUGCCACUGCAAUUCAUCGAACGCAUAUUCCAAAUCACCCCAGCCAGUGGCAUAUACUUGAGCGUAGAGCCUGUGGACGGGGUGGAAGUGGCAGUUAUUAAGAAGCCAGAGUGCAAUCUCAUUCAGGGAACUGUGCAUUCAACUCGACGGCAGAGCGACAAUACUAGCGCUGAGCUCGCUAACACUGAGCUCAAAGCUAUUGCAUGGCCUCACUAGAAAUCAAGCCACAUCAUCAGACUGGUUUGGGUGCCUGGAAUCACUGCAUUACUGAAGCCGAAACGCUAGACAGAGGGGGCACCUAAGCCUCGCUCACAUUAAAAUAGGACCGUUCUGGAUCUCCAUUAGCAUCUGGAGAGUGACGUGAAAUUAUGCAGCAACUUUAGAGGAGCCAUUGCCCAUCAUUUGCAAGACUGGGGAUGAAACUUCUCGGCAGUCUUACCUUCGGCAAACCUGGAGGCAUUGCCGAAACUGACAUUUGCCGUCGCAACAAAUUUUUGUUAGGUUCGAAGCGCCUUGUCAAUGGUCUGUCAUAUAAGAACUUCAGGUAGCACAACGGAGCAGCUUUCUAUGCAGUCCAAGCGAGAUCUCUGUUCGGAUUGGCUUUUUAACUUAACCUAACCUAGUAUAAUACCAGAUAACUGAUUUUAUAUACAAAUGAUUUGGUGCGCGACUAUGAAAACUUACGAAAAUUUUCUAAAAAUGAAUUCUCAACGUCUUUUAAACAAAUAAAACAC